ACAGGUCCAACAGUUUCGUCCUGAAAUAAGAGACUCUCCACAAGUGAAGUUUGCCAUUAUGGUUUUUUCGGCCAUAAACAGCAACAACUAUGUUCGCUUCUUUCGUCUGGUAAAAGAAGCGACGUACUUGAAUACUUGCAUUCUGCAUCGAUAUUUUUAUCAAGUUCGAACCAGAGCUGCUCAUGCCCUUCUGAAGGCUUAUUGUCUGCCAAAUCAUACAGAAGAGUUCCCUGUUAAAGAGAUGAAACGUCUCUUAGCCUUCGAGAGUGAAGAAGAGGUUAAAAACUUCUGCAACUGUUUGGGUCUGACUACGAGUAAUGAAUUUGUCACUCUUGACAGAAGCUCUUUUAUUAUUCCAGUGACAACACCUUCUAUUACUCGAGCUAUACAACUGGUGGAAAGUAAACGAACAACGUCUGUUGGAGAGGUUGGUUCAGAAUUGGAACUUUGUUUACAGGCUCUCUUAGAAGAAUUUAGUCCCCAGUUCUUGAAAUAUAAGAGACCCAGUAAUAGCAUGUCAGACUGUGAUCUGAGGUUCCAUGAGGACUCCAAUAGUGGUCAAGUUCAUGCUCUGUUGAUAUCAUUAGAGGACUCCAAUAGUGGUCAAGUUCAUGCUAACGAUAUCAACAGAGAAGGACUUCAAGAGUGGUCAAGUUCAUGCUCUGUUGAUAUCAUUAGAGGACUUCAAGAGUGGUCAAGUUCAUGUUUUGUUGAUAUCAUUAGAGGACUCCAAUAG
This is a messenger RNA of Limulus polyphemus (Atlantic horseshoe crab), 736 nucleotides long. It is a transcript of the gene xmas, whose product is annotated as germinal-center associated nuclear protein-like. Lineage: Eukaryota; Metazoa; Arthropoda; Merostomata; Xiphosura; Limulidae. The transcript is spliced from 4 exons. The record is from RefSeq and is a predicted model, not a curated record. Gene Ontology annotation, biological process: mRNA export from nucleus. The annotation marks the transcript as partial. Gene Ontology annotation, cellular component: cytoplasm; transcription export complex 2; nucleus.